Scleropages formosus (Asian bonytongue) is the source of this 1026-nucleotide messenger RNA. Its product is annotated as serine/threonine-protein kinase SBK1. The transcript is spliced from 3 exons. The record is from RefSeq and is a predicted model, not a curated record. Gene Ontology annotation, biological process: protein phosphorylation. Lineage: Eukaryota; Metazoa; Chordata; Actinopteri; Osteoglossiformes; Osteoglossidae. The coding region runs from base 1 to 1026 and encodes 341 amino acids. Gene Ontology annotation, molecular function: protein serine/threonine kinase activity; ATP binding.
AUGAUCGAGUUAGAAAUGGCAGAUGGCAGCCUCAUCGACGAACUGAUGGAGCUGACAGCUCAGAGCCUGAGUCGCCUGGAGAUUAACGACCAUUUCAACAUUAUCAAGGAAAUCGGCCGUGGCAAAUAUGGCAAAGUUUUACUGGUCACUCAUCGUUGCAGGGGUACCCCCAUGGCCCUGAAAGUCAUGCCAAAGGCCUCGACCAAGCUGCAGGGCUUCCUGCGGGAGUACUGCAUCUCCCUUCAUCUCUCCUGCCACCCUUGCAUCGUGGGCCUCUUUGGCAUCGCCUUCCAGUCUGAGGAGCACUAUGGCUUUGCACAAGAGCUUGUCAUCGGCAAGGACCUGUUUGCUGUUAUUCAGCCACGGGUGGGCAUCCCAGAAGGUGCCGUCAAGCGCUGCGUCCUGCAAAUAGCCAGUGCCCUGGAGUUUAUUCACGAACAUGGUCUGGUGCAUCGCGACGUCAAGCCUGAGAACAUUCUGCUGCUGGACCGGCACUGCUGUCGGGUUAAGCUGGCCGACUUUGGCCUCACUCAGAAAAGGGGGACGCUGAUCCGCCUCAUCUCGGGCACCCUGCCCUACAUGGCCCCAGAGCUGUGUGCUAUGGCUGUGGAGCCUGGAGAGCGCAGACCUAGAGCUGAACCCCUCAGUGUGGAGCCCAGCCUGGACACCUGGGCCUUUGGUGUUCUCAUCUUCUGCAUUCUCACUGGUUACUUUCCCUGGGAGCGCUGCACCACCUCAGAUGACUUCUACCAGGAGUUCGCGGACUGGUGCCAGUCGCCUGCAAAGGCAGCAACGCCGUCGCAGUGGAAGAGGUUCACACCUGCUGCUCUGGAGAUGUUCAGCAGGCUGCUGGCGGUAGAUGCCUCGCACAGGUGCACUGUGGGUGAGGUGGAGGCAUAUAUAAAUGUGGACUGGGUGAGGACAGUGCCACCUGGAGAGCUGGUAGGGGAUGAUGGGAUGGUCAAAGCCACAUCGACACUCAGUGUGAAAAGGAGCAGCCUUGUACAACAGAUGGAGGCAGAAUAA